Molecule: messenger RNA, 1265 nt
Organism: Anolis sagrei ordinatus
Lineage: Eukaryota; Metazoa; Chordata; Lepidosauria; Squamata; Anolidae
Source: RefSeq, a predicted model, not a curated record
UAGAGAAGGAAGGAAGGAGAGAAGGAAAGAAAAAAAGGGAUGGAAGGAAGGAAAGGGAGUGAAGGAAGGAGGGAAAGAAGGAGAGAAAGAGGGAGGGAAGGUUGGCCACAGCAACGUGUGGUGGGGUACAGCUAAAAUAAAUAUAGUGUCCCUACUUCGCCGAUUUUCACUUUUCGCAGAUGGUCCUGGAACGUCACACCCGCGAUAAAGGAGGGAACACUCUAUUAUUAUUAUUAUUUGACAGGUGCCUCAAAAGCGUGUAUACGCACACCCCGUCCUCUAAAGCGAACCAGAGUCAUAUGGUAUAGAUGGGAGCAUACCUUUAAUGUCAAGGGAGGGCUGGCCUUUGGAAAUGGAAAAUGACACCAUUGCUGACACACAAUGUGACGCGUCUACACCCCAAUCCCCAAAUUUGGAGUCGGCCUUUGGCUUCCUUGGCCGGCUCUGACUCACCUCGGGGUCUGGAAGGAGCCUCUUGACUCAGCCCCCAACGCAGCAGGAUAUAAAUAAAGCGCAUUAAACGACAACCAAUCCCCGCAGCCUAUCUUUAGGCACGACUCAGGGGCGGGAAGUAUUUCAGGGACGCGCCGGCACCGCUCUCCAUGUGGAUCUCGUUUCUUUCCCCUAGUUUCCUCGAAGGCGGCGGCGUCGGCAGCGGGAUCGACGACAGCCCUUCCACUCCCUUUGCAGAGUUCUGGGACCAGUUGGACCGCUCGAUGGUCUUCCCGUUGCUGAGUGGCGGGGGAGGCCUGGAGGCGGCGGAGGGGAGCGGCCCCCGGGAGAGCGAGCGGGGACCCCCGGCCCACCCCACCGACCUCUGGGGCCCCGGGCGGCCCCCCCGGCUCCCCGUGGCACGACGCUACCGGGCACGCUACAGCUCCCGCCCUGAGAGGUCGCCCGCCAUCGAGGGGUAAGGACAAGCUUGCCUACAUCUGGACCCAUACAUACCAGUUCCCCUUGCCUCCAUUCCGAACCCCACCAAUGGUGCAUCUGGACCAAACUUGACACCCAGACCCAACAUGGCUAAAUUUGCACACUGGCGGGGUUUGCGGGUGGGUGAUUGACCCACAUCCUUAGCAGACAAUGCAUUUUUCAACUAACCUGGGCAUCGGUGGUGUUUGGAGUCAAUUUCUGACGGCAUGGAGACAUCACAAAUUCCCUCCGUGACCUCCUGACUGAAUCAUCCUGGCUGCCUCAGUUUUCUCUCUGUGACAUUUUGAAGCCAGAAGAGGGCACUGGAAACCUUGUAUUGGAACGUGUGAAGA